GCCGCGCCGCGCAGUUUCCAUUGUGCCGCCCUGCGCACGGCUAGGGGGCGAGCGCGCGCAGGCGCUCAGACACACAGACGCACACACAUACACACACACACACACGCACACACGCACACAUGCACACACACACACACCCUCCCUCGCACACACGGAACCGGCUUGGCCCGGAGAGGGAGGAGGAGGGUGACGUAGCGUCCCAUGGCGUCACAUUGACGUCUCGCAUUCCAGGCACUCUAUGGAGAGGCCGCUGGAGCUCCUGUGGCAAUAAAUGACGUGCCGAGAAAGAGAGAGCGCGAGCGAGCGAGCGAGCGCGCAGCCCGGAGAGCCGAGUCUCCAGCCUCCCGCCCCCCACCCGGCCCCCCACCCACCCUGCUCCUCCUGCUCCUCCCGGGCUCCUCGCGCACCGACAGACUCACACCCGCACCCUCACUCACUCGCACAGACCCGCGCGCACCGCCUCUGCGCUCACCCUCCGCCGCGCGCUCGCACCCCGCGCGCCCUGCGCCCUCGUGGGUGCAGCCCCGCUCGCGCAGCCGCCGGACGCCCCUCCCGGGCUGACUUUGCACCGCUGACAGCGCCGGCCCGAGCCGGGGCGGCCGCGGAACCUCUCUCGGCGGAGGUCUCCCAUGAGUCGGACUCGUAGCAUCCCCUGCCAGCCGGGAGCCGCCGCGGGGAGCCGCUGCGCUCGUCCACCGCAGCCCUUUCGGGACAGCAGCUGCGAAUCCCCGCACCGUGCAGUUUUCGGGACAGCUCUUUAGAAACUCGCUCCAAAGACGGAACCGCCACAGCUCUCAACACAGCCCACUGCGGAAGAGUGCAGUCCUGCAAGCUCUGGCCGGAAGCCUGAACCCUCAGCAGAGAGGGACAGCAGCACUGCAGCUUCACCUCUCCAGACAUCCCCACCUUCCACCCUCUCAGCCUCUGCUGGAGAGACCCCCAGCCCCACCAUUCAGCGUGCAAGAUAUCCUCCAGAUAUGCCCUGUGUACAGGCCCAGUAUAGCCCUUCACCUCCAGGUUCCAGUUAUGCAGCCCAGACAUAUGUCUCGGAGUACACCCCGGAGAUCAUGAACCCCGACUACACCAAGCUGACGAUGGACCUCGGCAGCACAGAGAUCACUGCUACAGCAACCACUUCUCUGCCCAGUUUCAGCACCUUCAUGGAGGGCUACCCCAGCAACUACGAGCCCAAGCCCUCCUGCCUGUACCAAAUGCAGCCUCGGCCCUUGAUCAAGAUAGAGGAGGGGCGUGCUCACAGCUACCACCACCACCACCACCACCACCACCCUCACCCUCACCACCACCAGCAGCCACCGCCACAGGCGCAGCCGCAGCCCCAGCCGCAGCCGCAGCCGCAGCAGCAGCCGUCCAUCCCGCCCCCCUCCGGCCAGGAAGACGAGGUGCUCCCCAGCACCUCCAUGUACUUCAAGCAGUCCCCUCCGUCCACCCCCACCACGCCCGGCUUCCCCCCACAGGCGGGGGCGCUGUGGGACGACGCGCUGCCCAGGGCGCAGGGCUGCAUCGCGGCCAGCCCGCUGCUGGACCCGCCGAUGAAGGCGGUGCCCACGGUGGCCGGGGCGCGCUUCCCGCUCUUCCACUUCAAGCCCUCGCCGCCCCACCCGCCCGCGCCGGGCCAGGCCGGCGGCCACCACCUGAGCUACGACCCGACGGCCCCGGGUGCGCUCAGCCUGCCGCUGGGGGCCGCGGCCGCAGCCGCAGCCGCAGCCGCAGCAGCCGCGGCCGCCGCGGGUAACCAGACGGCCGCGCUCGAGGGCCACCCGUACGCGCUCCCCAUGGCCAAGCGCGCCGGCGCGCUGCCCUUCCCGCCGCUGGGGCUCGCCGCCUCGCCCACCGCCGCCGGCCUGCUCGCCGAGAGUCCCAGCCUGCCGUCGCCGCCCAACCGGAGCUCGUCGUCGGGCGAGGGCACGUGCGCCGUGUGCGGGGACAAUGCGGCCUGCCAGCACUACGGGGUGCGCACCUGCGAGGGCUGCAAGGGCUUCUUCAAGAGAACAGUGCAGAAAAAUGCAAAAUAUGUUUGCCUGGCAAAUAAAAACUGUCCUGUAGACAAGAGACGUCGAAACCGAUGUCAGUACUGUCGAUUUCAGAAGUGUCUCAGUGUCGGAAUGGUUAAAGAAGUUGUCCGUACGGAUAGUCUAAAAGGAAGGAGAGGUCGGCUGCCUUCCAAACCAAAGAGCCCUUUACAACAGGAAGCUUCCCAGCCCUCUCCACCUUCUCCUCCGAUCUGUAUGAUGAACGCCCUUGUUCGAGCUUUAACAGACUCAACACCCAGAGAUCUUGACUAUUCCAGAUACUGUCCUACUGACCAGGCCGCCGUGGGUACAGAUGCUGAACAUGUGCAACAGUUCUACAACCUCCUGACAGCCUCCAUUGAUGUAUCCAGAAGCUGGGCAGAAAAGAUUCCUGGAUUCACUGAUCUCCCCAAAGAAGAUCAGACAUUGCUUAUAGAAUCAGCCUUUUUGGAGCUGUUUGUUCUCAGACUGUCCAUCAGGUCGAACACUGCGGAAGAUAAGUUUGUGUUCUGCAAUGGACUUGUCCUGCAUCGACUUCAGUGCCUUCGUGGAUUUGGGGAGUGGCUGGACUCCAUUAAAGACUUUUCCUUAAGUUUGCAGAGACUGAACCUUGAUAUCCAAGCCUUAGCAUGUCUGUCAGCACUGAGCAUGAUCACAGAAAGACAUGGGUUGAAAGAACCAAAGAGAGUGGAAGAGCUAUGCAGUAAGAUCACAAGCAGCUUGAAAGACCACCAGGGUAAGGGACAGGCUCUGGAACCCACUGAGCCCAAGGUCCUGGGUGCCUUGGUGGAACUGCGUAAGAUCUGCACCCUGGGCCUCCAGCGUAUCUUCUAUCUGAAGCUGGAAGAUCUGGUGUCUCCACCAACCAUCAUUGACAGGCUCUUCCUAGACACCCUCCCUUUCUGAGCUCGGAGCCGGGAGCCGCCUCGCUUGUCAGGACCUGCUUGCUAGACAGCCCAGAAAUGGGCCUGGGUAUCUGAUCAUUUUCUCUUCUUGAAAAAAGAAGCAGCAGCUCCCCUAGAAAAGAAAGAUUUUUUUUUCCUGGUACUUUUCCUUACAACCUGAAGCCAGAAAACUUGCAAAGUAUUGUGCUGGGGUUGUGUUUUAUAUUUAGGCUUUGGGGCUGGGGCGGGGAGGGGGUGGGGUUGACUUCUUGAGGGUUUUCUAAGAAAUUGCUAACAAAGCACUUUUGGACGAUGCUAGCCCGGGAGAGGGGGAUAUAAAAGAGGACAAUGUAACUGUUCUAAAACUCUUCCCGGGGACUACAAUUAUAGUUGGUUUGUAUUUAAAAAAAAAGAAAAGAAAAGAAAAGAAAAGAAAAAGAGAGAGAGAGAGAAAGAAAAGAAAAGAAAAGAAAAGAAAAGAGAAGAGAAGAGAGGAGAAGAGAAAAGAAAAGAAAAGAAAAGAAAAGAAAAGAAAAGAAAAGAAAAGAAAAGAAAAGAAAAGAAAAGAAAAGAAAAGAAAAGGAAAGAACACAAGAACAGCCAAGAGUUGUUCACCAGGGUCAGAUGUGUCUUGAGACUGAUCCCUUUGGAAUACACUUCCUGUAUCAAGGGUCUGUCUGUGGUGCAAACAAGGCAGAAAUUCCCUCUUCUAAAUUUCUCUCUUCCUUUAUUUUACUUUGUCACAUGGUGAAAGAUGAAGGAUUGUCUAUACAUUAAACAUAACAAAAUGAUAAUGGCUGUUUGCUUCCAUAUACAAGUGCAAUUUUUAAAGUGCUGUCUUACUAAGUCUUGUUUUAUUAACUCUCCUUAUUUUAUAUGGAAAUAAAAAGGAGGCAGUGACAUCAGUAACUGACACAUAGUCAUUUCUGUAGCAGAGGCUUUGUCUACCUGCCCUGACUGUCCUGACUGUCCAAUUGACCUUAACAAAAAACAAAACAAAACAAAACAAAACAAACAAACAAACAAAAGGCUCAGAUUGUAAAAUGAACUGCGUACCGACAUUUGGGUUGCUUUCUGUCAGCCCAGCCACAAUUCCCUAAACCUGCUUCAGUUACAACAGUCGACUGACACAUUCACGCAGCAGCUCCAGGAAUGUUUAGUGCGUCUCGAGUGUUUGAACCUUAGAUGGGAACAUAUAAAUGAGGAGGAACUGGAUCACACAGGGUAAGCACCAAGGAAAACAAGGUUCUUGAAGUAUGCAUAAUUUAAUUUUGUUAUUCAUUAAAGAAACAACUAUUCUGGAGAGCAAGCAAGUCUUAGUUUAAAAAAAAAAGAAUAUAAAUUGGAGUGCCAGGAAGGCUUAGUGGGCUGCUUUAGACAUUCUGAGUUCGUACUCCCUUUUGUAUGUUUAUACUGUUAAUGCCAUAUUAUUAUGAGAUAAUUUGUUGCAUAGUGUCCUUAUUUGUACAAACAUUUGUAUGCACGUUAUAUUGUAAUAGCUUUGCCUGUAUUUAUUACAAGACCACGAGCUUCUGGAAGCUGAGUUACAGAGAACUUAAAUGGGGUGUUCACAGUGACUGGGAUACACCAACUAGAAACUAAAUAAGCAAAUAUAUAUAUAUAUAUAUAUAUAAAUAUAGAAGGUUACAUAUAUAUUUAUAAUGUGUCUUUUUAUUAGCCAUUUGUACAAUAAAUGUUAUUUCUCAUGCAGUUAUUUUACGGUUCAUUUGCAGUGACUUUUAAGGCAGUACUGUUUAGCACUUUGAUAUUAAAAUUUUGCUUAUGUUUUGCUAAAUUCGAAUAAUGUUUGAAAAUUUUUAGGUCUAAAAGUCUCUAUAUUAUAUACUCUGUGUCAAGUCAAAAUAUCUUUGGCCAUUUUGCUAAGAAACAAUUUUGAAUGUCGAACUGAUGUCACAGUAGUUUUUGUUAGCUUUAAGUCAUUUUUGCUUUAGACUUUUUAAAGGAAAAAUAAGAAAACUAUGCUGUUUAUAUUGUCAUUAAAUUAUACAAUCAAACAAAUGCCAAAUGAAUUGCCUGAUUGCUGCAAAGGAUAACCCAGAUAGCAAAUUAUGUUUCUUCCCCCCCCCCAAGAGUCAUUCUGAUAUUUGAUCAUGUUUUAUGUUUAUAUGAGCUUUUACGAAAGAUAAUUAUUUUUAUAUCAAGAUGAUAGGACCUGGGAUAUUAGGAUCAUGAAAUACUAGCCUUGGAAUAAACCUGAAUUACUGUCAGCUAGUCCAACAGUCGAAAUUCAAAGAGAAAACUGGCACCCCAGUGAUUAUGUAAUGUCAAAUAGCUAGUAAAGGAAUCAAAAUUAAGGUCAACUUCCUCUUUCCAUAGUCUUUACUCACUGCAUCUAUUCAAAACGGGCUUUUAGACUUAGCCACAAAUACCUACAUUAUACCUGGCCAUAACCACGAGUAAAGUAGUACUUUUGCAUUAAUGCUUGCGCUUAUAUGCAAACAUAAUAAACAUUAGAGACCAGGAAAGCUAACAUUUCAUACAAAAUAGCCAUAGACCAAAUUCAAUUUGAAUUUGAAUAAAUCAGAGAUACUGUGCAUACAUAACCCUUUUGGGCACUGUUAGUAUUGGAAAGUUAAGCCUUGUGUUUCUCAUCAAGGAAGGAAGGCAGGAAGGAAGAAAGAAAAUAAAACUCUAGAGAAAUGCUGUUCUUUUCUACACCCAUCUAAAUCUAAGGAAAUCUAAGGACUUUUUAGCCGUGACAGCAAUUGGUUGAAAGGAAUUGAAAGAAAUUAAAAAAAAAAAAAAAAGAAAGGCUUUUGUUUAUAGAUCCAGACACUAGUUCAGGCGGGGGGUAUAGCCAGUGUUCUUCUGUCUUCCAUAGUUAUCUGCAACUCUCAGAGCCUCCCAAGUAUCUACCGAUUCACUUCUGUUAUUCUGUCUUAAUGUUGACACACCAGUUUAUGUAGAAUGGAUGACCAAACUAACUCAGAAGAGGACAGCAAGCAUUAUGAAAGCAGGUGAUUCUUCCCUGGUGGGAGAGCUCUCUCAGUGUGAACAUGCCUUCUGGAGGCAGAAAUCAGGAAUCCACCAGCUGUUAAUGGAGAGUGCCUUGCUUUUAUUUCAGACAGCAGAGUUUGCUAAAGUUUCUCUGCUCCUCUGACAGCAUUGCUCUUUAGUGUGUGUUAACCUGUACUUUGAAAGAAAUGCUCUUGUACAUUAACCGUGUAAAUUUAAAUGAUUAAAUUACAUUUUAUCAAUGGCUA
Molecule: messenger RNA, 6138 nt
Organism: Erinaceus europaeus (western European hedgehog)
Lineage: Eukaryota; Metazoa; Chordata; Mammalia; Eulipotyphla; Erinaceidae
Gene: NR4A3
Product: nuclear receptor subfamily 4 group A member 3
Exons: 8
Coding region: 978-2936 (652 amino acids)
Biological process (GO): regulation of transcription by RNA polymerase II; cellular response to corticotropin-releasing hormone stimulus
Cellular component (GO): nucleus; transcription regulator complex
Molecular function (GO): zinc ion binding; nuclear glucocorticoid receptor binding; nuclear receptor activity
Source: RefSeq, a predicted model, not a curated record